AUGUCGGAUCCCUCUGGCGAUGCGUACUCUCCAUUUGGACCAUCACUGACAGCCGUUCUGCCUGUGACCUCGGCCUCCAUCUCGCACCUGGAGUAUCAUCUACGUAGCCUUCUCGGAACCUCUGAUACGCUUUCCGACGUCGUCGUACUCAGCCCCCGAUCACUUCACGCUCAAAUACGCCAAGCUUUGCGCUUGAUUCUUUCUGAAGAGGAAGCUCACGAAGUUGAACUCAGUAUAUCUCAAUGGCCUGAAGGACUUGGUCUGGGGUCUGCUCUCAUCCAGGCUGCUCGACGCGUCUCCACCGAGUGGGUACUCCUUGCUGAUGAAGAAGGGCUCGAGCAUUUUGACAAUCGCACGCGCGAUAUCCUGCUCUUGAACCCUCCCCCUUCAGACCCCCUACCCAUGGGCCCUCGAGGAGUAGACUUCCGUUCGGCUUGCUUGGAACCCUCAUUCACCCCCAAGACAGCUGCAUACCUGGUUCCCCCGCUGGCUCUGCCCGUUUCUUUGCUACCACCCGCCAGAAAUAUCAAGCCUACUGAUGAUCCUUGGGUAACACUUGGCGAUUCUAUCUCUCGUUCUACUUCGCGGUUAUCCGGUGGGCUGGCGAUAGGCUCCUCUAAUGGUUCGCUCGCGUGGUGCGAGAGAUACGUUGUAGGGAAUGGCACGUCUCUUCGACCGCCGACUGGCGAUCAUGGGCUGCAAGAACCGAUGCAUUCUACUCAGGAGAACGGAACUACUCCUCUCACCGCUUCUGGCGUCUUUCUUUUCGCUGCUUAUGCUCGCGAGGCGCGCUUCCUCGUUCACCUGGCUUGCGAGCUGGUCCGUCAAGGUCACGAGAUCACCUUCCUUGUCCUGCAACAUGACGGGUUCGUGGGCCAGGACCUGGAAUCCCAACUGAGGGUGUGCCAAGCGGCAGUGUAUCUCUUCCACUCGCAUUCCUCGGCUGACCUGGGACAUCUGCAACACGAGCUGGUAGAACAUAUACCCCACAACAUGGAUGUUGUCGUAUCUACAUUGGAAGACGAAUUCUUCUUCCAGCUCUCAGGCCGCUUCUCCCAGAACAAUGUUCGUGGCCGUACGUCCGUUGUACGGAUCCCUGAGGAAGACUUGCCCUAUUGCGACUGGAUGUCUGCCGUGGACCUCGAGGGAUGGAAGAACUGGCACGUUCCUCAGAUCGAGCUGUCGGUCAUCACGGACCAUCGACCAUAUUCCCUCCAGCGGCUCCUUUCGUCUUUGGCCAAUGCUCGAUACUUCGGCGAUCAAGUUGACCUGCGGAUCAAUAUUGAGCAAACCGCGGAUACAGGGACCCUGCAACUGGUCAACGAUCACCGAUGGGAACACGGAAGCGUUUUCUACCAUCAUCGAGUUGCUCACGCAGGCUUGAUGGCAGCUGUUGUAGAGUCCUGGUAUCCCAAGGGUAACGACACUUACGGGCUGCUCCUUGAGGAUGAUGUCGAGGUGUCACCGCUCUUCUACGCAUGGGCUAAGUUGUCGUUGUUACGCUAUCGCUACGGUCAGGCGGAGAGCCGGUCGCCCAACCUAUAUGGGAUCAGUCUGUAUCAGCAGAAGAACAUUGAACUGCAUCCGGAUGGUCGUCAUCUUUUCAACGCUCGAAGCACCUUCGAGGCAGCAGGGCUCGUCUACCCCAACACUCCAUAUCUAUCCCAGAUCCCCUGCAGUUGGGGUGCGCUUUACUUCCCGGAACACUGGCGCGAGUUCCAUGAGUAUCUCGUCACCCGCCUCAACGCCUCUGUCUGGCCCCUCGAUGAGGUCGUCGUGCCCGGCGUACGCUCCAACCGCUGGACGCGCUCGUGGAAGAAAUACUUCAUCGAGCUCGUCUAUCUCCGUGGAUACGUCAUGCUUUACCCCAACUAUGCCGACUACAUGUCACUCUCGACGAACCACCUCGAGGUCGGCUCGCAUGUCCGCGACAUACCCAUCGAGACGUAUCUUCGCAAGAAGAAGCUGUUCAACCUCCCGCUUAUGCCGCUGCCUCCUGCUACGCUUCCCCGCGACCUCGCCAUCAUGCCCAGUACGGGUCUGCUCGAGCUUCCCGAAGCACGUCUGCCCGACUGGCAUGCCCUCCCUGUCCUCGAUCUUCUCGGUACAAUAUCGAACGAAACCAUGAUCACCCUACGCGGCGGGGAACGUAGGACCGAGUUGACCGGCUGCGAUGUUUUUACAGCACGCAAAAACGACGUCGGGGAACUCCUUUGUAUUGACUAG
This is a messenger RNA of Dichomitus squalens LYAD-421 SS1, 2226 nucleotides long. RefSeq lists its product as uncharacterized. The transcript is spliced from 3 exons. Lineage: Eukaryota; Fungi; Basidiomycota; Agaricomycetes; Polyporales; Polyporaceae. The record is from RefSeq and is a predicted model, not a curated record. The coding region runs from base 1 to 2226 and encodes 741 amino acids.